AUGCCUCAAAGCGGAGGACCGGUUGAACAAGAUGUUCCCAAACCAAAUCUAGAUCACGAAAAGAAAGAUGAGACAUUCGAAGCACGCCUCGCUCGGAUUCAAGCUUCAUUUCUUUGUGUCCGGACCAAAUUUGCGGCUUUGUGCCAAAGAGUCGAACAAAAAGGAAACAAUGUGAACGAAAAUGACCUCCUUGAAGUGAGGGCCACAAAGGAUGAACUUGGCAAGCUGGAUCGGGAGAUGGACACUUUGAAGAAUGAAGUGGCUGCUAGUGUCAUGAGGACUGGGGAGUACCCUAUCAACCCGAACCUCAACCUCCCCAGCGAACAAUUCAAUCGAGGUCAUUAUAUACAAGCUUAUACAAUACAUAUGUAUGUAUGGGGUUCUCUCAAGCGAGUUAAGUUUCAGAACGACCUCUUAAUUACAAUGCUAUACGAUUCCUUGGAUACGAUUAAUCUCAAGUAUUGGGUCCGCGUGAACUUUCAAUUUUGCAGUCGUGGUAUGAGCAAGCAGAUUAUGCUUGAUUGGUUACGUAUUAACCAUCCUCAGGUACCCAUCAAGUGCGGAUCCACCAAAACCGAAGUUGCUAAGAUAGUGCGUGAGGUGCAACCCCAAUAUUUCCCAGAUCCUGCAAGUGAUACUCCUGCUAUCGAUCCAACUGCCGGCACUUUCUCUCCCGGCAGCUUGAUCAGUUCCGUCUCUAGUAUUCCUUUACCUCCCGAGGACAAGCCCAGUGUCCCCCUCACUCCUUCGAUAACUUUUUCUCCUCCACCUCCGCGCUCGGAGACAGUGGCCAAAAUUGGCGCCCAAAAGAAGAGAUCUGCGACCAACGAGCUUGAUCAUGAACGUCUUUUCAAGCGCUCAGAACCAGGGCAUUCAAUCACCAGUAUACCGGAGGAAUCAUCGCUACUCAAGAAAGAAAAGCGCCAUUCCAAAUCUGGGAAGUUGCAACGUCACAUGCUCAAUGGGGUGUCUCACAACCGAACAAAUCAAGGAAAAGUGGUCUCAAAGUCCGAUCCUGUCGCUGUUGGAAUUCAGGCAUCUGAAAGCCCUCAAAAUCGCAUGCCGCCACUGAUUGACACAUCAAAAAAAGCGGUUUCAAAGUCUAUCCCAACCGCUGUCGAACCUCAGGUCUCAAAAAAUCACACGAACGACAUUCCGCCACUCAUCGACUUAUCAGAGACCAACUGGAUGGACACACCAAAUCCAGUUGUCGGACAGGACAUUCCACCCAUCGAAAUCCCACUUCAAUUCGUGUCUGGUAAGACUUGCAACAAAAGGUCUGGUGUAGAUGUCUUUCAAGAAGAAAGAAACAGGGCGCAGCAAAUUCGGGAGCUUGAGGAAGCAGUGGAGCAUCUCAGAUUGAAACUGGAGAUGAAUGAGAAGUCUGACUUAACCGUUUUGGCUGACGAGAUGCGGCGAGACGAAGAAGUCCGCUUGCUACAGGUGUGUGUUAAACAGCUCGAACAAAAAGUGGGAGAUUUUGAAUCUCUGGAAGCUACUGUCACCAACCUUCAAUCUGAAGUAACCCACCUCCGCAAAGAUUUAACUGCGGCAGCGGAAGAUAUCCGAGGGCAUGAAGAUGUAAUUGCAAGGUUGAUUAGUAUGGAUGAUGGGGAUGAGCUUAGCUCGGCCGCGGGCUCCAGUGCAGCUGGUCUGAUCACCUUUGAAAUUCCACAAAAGAUUGUACUUCACUUGGCGCCUUUAAUUCAGGGUCGUGAUAGUAUAUAUUUAAUGAUUGCGUUGUCACAGUUGUAA
This is a messenger RNA of Melampsora larici-populina 98AG31, 1755 nucleotides long. RefSeq lists its product as uncharacterized. The transcript has 16 exons. The record is from RefSeq and is a predicted model, not a curated record. Lineage: Eukaryota; Fungi; Basidiomycota; Pucciniomycetes; Pucciniales; Melampsoraceae. Bases 1 to 1755 code for a protein of 584 amino acids.